This is a messenger RNA of Paralichthys olivaceus (Japanese flounder), 3073 nucleotides long. Lineage: Eukaryota; Metazoa; Chordata; Actinopteri; Pleuronectiformes; Paralichthyidae. The record is from RefSeq and is a predicted model, not a curated record.
UGUAAAAUCUGUCACACAGGUUCUGUUUGAACAUGAAGGCGUCUUCAUUCAUCCCAGCAGUGAGGAAGAUGUCAUCGAGCUGGAUUUACUCGUCUCAGGGUCACUUCGAAUUGUUGACAAGGAUGGAGACGUCAUGGUGGAGUACAGACCGUUGGAAGAAGCUGUGGACCCGUCCAACAUGCUGUGUGCUGGAAAGGACUCCAGCUCAGUGAUGGAGUGGGCUCAGUGUUCGGGGGAGCGGUGUCACCAGCAGUUGGAAACCCAGCAGAGCUACGAGACGGAGUGGGACAUGGUCAAUGCUGCGUCGUUCAGGAGGAAACCCUGCGCCAACGGAGAAGGCUCUCUAAACCACAGCCACGAGAGGAGCAGGGGUGCGUUCAGCUUCAGUGUCGGUGACCUCAGCUCCGUCACAGUGAAGGAUGAAGGUUGGACCUUCCUCAUCUUCAAACUGAAGGAGUCCUCCCCACCCCUCCCUGCUCUGCACUUCCACCAGGGUGGCAGCAGAGAGUUCCUGGACAGCUUGGGAAGAUUUGCACUGCUUAGCGAGGCUCCAGAUGAUGAUGCGUGUCUGCUGGUCAGCACAACAAACAAGGCUCUGUCUCAGUCCUUUGAGAACCUUCUGGAAGACAACAACUUCGGCCUUGUUAACAAGUUCAGAAAAGACCCAUACGUGACCACGCUGGGCGGCUUCUCCAAAGUCACCAACUACAUAUUUGAUGCUUUUCGUGGGACAGAGGAGCAGCACCAGCGCCCCCCAGAGGAGGUGGCUGACCUGCUGGGUGAAGUCAUCCCAGGACUGGAGAUCAACCAGCAGGAGGAGCCAGGCUUCGAGGUCAUCACCAGGAUCGACCUGGGAUCGAGGCCCCUGGUUACGAGGAGCGAGCCGCUGACUGUGGAGGACUGGAUCAAACACCAGGACCCAGAGGGAAGGAUGAUCCGGAUCUUUCACCUCAAACAAGUCAUCUUCAAAGGGGGGCUGUGUCACGCCGUGAGGAAAGAGGCUUGGAAGUUUCUGUUGGGGUAUUUUCCCUGGAACAGCACACAGGAUGAGAGGAAAGCUCUGCAGAGACUCAAGACUGAUGAAUACUUCAGGAUGAAGCUGCAGUGGAAGUCGGUCAGUGAGGAGCAGGAGAGGAGGAACUCCAGACUCAGAGACUACAGGAGUCUGAUCGAGAAAGAUGUGAACAGAACCGACAGAACCAACAGGUUCUACGAGGGCAUCGAUAACCCUGGCCUGGUUCUCCUCCACGACAUCCUGAUGACGUACUGCAUGUUCGACUUCGACCUCGGUUACGUUCAGGGGAUGAGUGACCUGCUCUCACCGAUUCUCUUUGUGAUGGAGAACGAGGUCGACGCCUUCUGGUGUUUUGUCUCCUUCAUGGAUCAAAUGCAUCAGAACUUUGAGGAGCAGAUGCAGGGCAUGAAGAUGCAGCUGAUUCAGCUCAGUUCUCUGCUCAGACUGUUGGACUUGUCUUUCUGGAACUAUCUCGAGUCUCAGGACUCAGGUUACCUGUAUUUCUGUUUCCGCUGGUUGUUGAUCAGAUUUAAGCGGGAGCUCAGUUUCCAGGAUGUCCUGCGGCUGUGGGAGGUGAUGUGGACGGGUCUGCCCUGUCACAACUUCCACCUGCUCGUCUGCUGCGCCAUCCUGGACUCUGAGAAACAGAAGAUCAUGGAGGAGAAGUACGGCUUCAAUGAAAUCCUCAAGCACAUUAACGAACUUUCAAUGAAGCUGGACAUUGAAGAGAUUCUUCAGAAAGCCGAGGGCAUCAGUCUGCAGAUGAGGAGCUGUAAGGACUUACCCGACUUGGUCAGAAACAUUCUGGGCUUUGAGGCGAACGUCAGUGGCUCUGACCCGACGGACUCUGCUCCUCCUCCCGCUGUGGUUUCCAGAGCAGCACAGCGACAGGACGUCUGCUCCGCCCUCCACACACACCUGAGAGAAACGAGCUCUCACAACAGCUGCAAAGUGGCCUUUAUAUCGUAGUUAAAAGCAGAGACUGACUCAGCAUCAGCAGCGCCCCCUUCAGAAUGUUCAAGGAUUUAAAAUGAUUCAGAAUCUUAUUUUUCUACCAUGUUCUAUCUGAUUGUCUCAAACAGUCGCUCAGUUAUUCCUCCUGAUGUUUAUAAAAGCGGGGGGGUCACAUUCACACCUCUUGUUGCUCUCACCUGUCUCAGGUGAUGUCAUCUCAAGAUGUUUUUGAUGAACAUCGAGGAGUCACCUAAGAUCAGACACGUGUGAUCCGACCUCUGACCUCAACAGUUCCAUCAAGAAUCAAAGUAUUUUUACUCAGUUUCACAGACAAAGAUUUGACCAGUUUAAUAAACUGUGGAUCUUUAUCAGCUGAUCAGUGUUGAUGUUGUGUCGUUGGAUGCAAACAAAUCUAAUAGAAGAGAAACAAUAGGUUUGAUUUGUCGUGAAACUGCGGCUCAGAGACGUCGGCUGAGGAGGACGUCCUUCAUGUGUCCCAGGACGGACUCAGGUUCACACUGAUAACAGAACGUGGACACGUGGCUCAGACUCUGAAUCUGAGAGCGUUCACACCUGAACUGAGAGCUGCCCACUAGUGAUCAGAUCACGUAAACCACAUGUUAAUACCAGGUGUGAACGAACGCUGUGCUGAACCGACCAAUCAGACUUCUGUGUGUGAUGUGAACUGAACCAGCUCAUAUAUUUACUUACUUAAAGGAACACUGAGGCAUUGUGGACAUUUUUUUCUCUUACUGGGAGUGAAAUCAGACGUCUUGUGUGUUCUCAGUACUAAAGGAACACACAGUGAUGUGUGGUUACCAUGGUAACAUCUCAGUAACGUGACAUUUCCAGUAAGAAAACUAAUGUUUCCUAAAAGUGUCGCUUUAAGCCGGACGUCAUGUCAGUCUGAUGUGAUGAUGUCAUGGUCUUUAUUGAAACAAAGUGAAAAUAUAAAGUUUGUUUAAUGAUCAGAGUGUGAAACUGAUAAGUCUUUGAUUUGAUCGUGACGGAGCUCUGCUUUGUUUUUCAGGUUUAAAUUUGUGAUUUCAGCUAGUUUCAUGUAAUGGAUCGAAAUCUGAGCAAUAAAAUGAUUUCAAAAUUUCA